AUGCCUACAUCGAACCUCACACAAAGCAUUCGCAUCCCCAGCAAUGGCGCAAACGGCGAUCAGCAGCGCCGGGAAGUCUCGCGCAGCCUCUCCAUGUCAACCUCUCCCGACCACCAUCGCAAAGCCUCGUUCGGCGUCACGGACAGCCAGAGCUACAGCACCUCACCGAACCUGAGAAGAGUGGCAACCGGGCCCCAACCCAAACUCCUCAAACCUUUUCGAGAACAGGACGUCAAGAUCUUAUUGUUGGAAAACGUUAACCAGACCGGGAGGGAUAUACUCAAGGGCCAGGGCUAUCAAGUGGAAUUCAUGAAGAGUUCUCUACCGGAGGAUCAGCUGAUUGAGAAGAUAAAAGAUGUCCACGUCAUAGGAAUCCGAUCAAAAACAAAACUCACCUCCCGCGUCCUCAGCCACGCAAAGAACCUCAUCGUGAUCGGCUGCUUCUGCAUCGGCACCAACCAAGUGGACCUGAAAUAUGCCGCCUCGCACGGAAUCUGCGUCUUCAAUUCGCCCUUUUCAAACUCCCGUUCUGUCGCCGAAUUGGUGAUAUGCGAGGUCAUCGCCCUGGCGCGACAACUGGGGGACAGAAGUAGCGAGCUGCACGCGGGGACGUGGAACAAAGUGUCCAACAAAUGCUGGGAAGUCCGCGGCAAGACCCUCGGCAUAAUCGGCUACGGACACAUCGGAUCCCAGCUGUCCGUCCUCGCCGAAGCAAUGGGCAUGGACGUGAUCUACUACGACGUGGUCAACCUGAUGGCGAUGGGCACGGCGCGCCAAGUGCCCACGCUCGAAGCGCUCCUCAAAAAUGCCGACUUUGUGACGUGCCACGUCCCCGAACUGCCCGAGACGAUCAACAUGAUCGGCGCGCACGAGCUCGAGACGAUGAAAUCUGGCUCCUACGUGAUCAACGCGUCGCGAGGCAGCGUCGUCGACAUCCCCGCGCUCAUCGACGCCAUGCGCGCGGGCCACAUCGCCGGCGCGGCCCUGGACGUCUACCCCGCCGAACCGGCGGGCAACGGCGACUACUUCAACAACGACCUGAACCCGUGGGCCGAGGACCUGCGGUCGCUCAAGAACCUGAUCCUGACGCCCCACAUCGGCGGGUCCACCGAGGAGGCACAGUCCGCCAUCGGCGUCGAGGUUGCGGAGUCGCUCGUCCGCUACGUCAACGAGGGCGUCACCACGGGCGCGGUCAACAUGCCCGAAGUGGCCCUGAGGUCGCUGACCAUGGACGAGCCGAACCACGCGCGCGUCAUCUUCAUCCAUCAAAACGUGCCGGGUGUGUUGAAGCGCGUGAAUCAGAUCCUGGGCGACCACAAUGUCGACAAGCAGAUGACGGAUAGUAGAGGGGAGGUGGCGUAUUUGAUGGCGGAUAUCAGCAACGUCAGGGAGGAGGAGGUUGCCGAGUUGUACGGCGAGUUGGAACGGGUCAAGGAGCGGAUUUUGACGAGAAUUCUGUACUAG
Cladophialophora yegresii CBS 114405 is the source of this 1464-nucleotide messenger RNA. Its product is annotated as D-3-phosphoglycerate dehydrogenase 2. Lineage: Eukaryota; Fungi; Ascomycota; Eurotiomycetes; Chaetothyriales; Herpotrichiellaceae. The record is from RefSeq and is a predicted model, not a curated record. The coding region runs from base 1 to 1464 and encodes 487 amino acids. The transcript is spliced from 2 exons. Gene Ontology annotation, molecular function: oxidoreductase activity, acting on the CH-OH group of donors, NAD or NADP as acceptor; NAD binding.